This is a messenger RNA of Trichechus manatus latirostris (Florida manatee), 2373 nucleotides long. RefSeq names its product target of myb1 membrane trafficking protein (gene TOM1). Gene Ontology annotation, biological process: signal transduction. Gene Ontology annotation, cellular component: endosome; membrane. Gene Ontology annotation, molecular function: clathrin binding; ubiquitin binding; phosphatidylinositol binding. NCBI's taxonomy places the organism in Eukaryota, Metazoa, Chordata, Mammalia, Sirenia, Trichechidae. Bases 114 to 1592 code for a protein of 492 amino acids. The record is from RefSeq and is a predicted model, not a curated record. The transcript is spliced from 15 exons.
CCGCCCCGCCCGCGCCUCCUGGCUAGCCGUCCGGCGCGUCACGUGACGGGUCGGCGGCACUGGCGGUUGCUGUCAGCUGAUUCCCUGGGUUGGUGGCAGUGGCAGCCGCAGCGAUGGACUUUCUUCUCGGGAACCCGUUCAGCUCUCCGGUGGGACAGCGCAUCGAGAAAGCUACCGAUGGCUCCCUGCAGAGCGAGGACUGGGCCCUCAACAUGGAGAUCUGUGACAUCAUUAACGAGACGGAGGAAGGUCCCAAAGAUGCCUUCCGAGCAGUGAAGAAGAGAAUCGUGGGGAAUAAGAACUUCCACGAGGUGAUGCUGGCUCUGACGGUCUUAGAAACCUGUGUCAAGAACUGUGGGCACCGCUUCCACGUGCUGGUGGCCAGCCAGGACUUCGUGGAGGGGGUGCUGGUAAGAACCAUCCUGCCCAAGAACAACCCUCCCACCAUCGUGCACGACAAGGUGCUCAACCUUAUCCAGUCCUGGGCUGACGCGUUCCGCAGCUCGCCCGAUUUGACAGGUGUCGUUGCUGUCUACGAGGACCUCCGGAGGAAGGGCCUGGAGUUCCCCAUGACCGACCUGGACAUGCUUUCGCCCAUCCACACGCCCCAGAGGACUGUGUUCAACUCGGAAACACCUUCAGGACAGUAUGCUGUGGGUACCGACACCAGUCAGCAAGUGGACUCUAACCAGCACACUGCCCCUCUGUCCACCCCAGCUGUACCUCCCAGCGACACACCCAUAGCACCAACCCCUGAGCAGAUCGCGAAGCUGCGCAGCGAGCUGGAGAUGGUGAGCGGGAACGUGAGAGUGAUGUCGGAGAUGCUGACGGAGCUGGUACCCACCCAGGCCGAGCCUGCGGAUUUGGAGCUGCUGCAGGAGCUCAACCGGACAUGCCGAGCCAUGCAGCAGCGAAUCCUGGAGCUCAUCCCCCGAAUCGCCGAUGAGCAGCUGACCGAGGAGCUGCUUAUUGUCAACGACAAUCUCAACAACGUGUUCCUGCGCCACGAACGGUUUGAACGGUUCCGAACAGGCCAGACUGCCAAGGCCCCAAGCGAGGCCGAGUCAGCAACCGAUCUGAUCGACAUGGGCCCUGACUCAGCAGCUCCCAGCCACCUCUCAUCCCAGCUGGCAGGAAUGAACCUGGGCUCCAGCAGCGUGAGGGCUGGCCUGCAGUCUCUGAAUGCCUCCGGCCAACUGGAAGACGAAUUUGACAUGUUUGCGCUGACGCGGGGCAGCUCAUUGGCUGACCAACGGAAGGAGGUCAAAUAUGAGGCCCCCCAAGCAACAGAUGGCCUGGCUGGAGCCCUGGACGCCCGGCAGCAGAGCACCGGAGCGAUCCCCGUCACCCAGGCCUGCCUCAUGGAGGACAUCGAGCACUGGCUGUCCACUGAUGUGGGAAAUGACGCUGAAGAGGCGAAGGGCGUCACCAGUGAAGAAUUUGACAAGUUCCUGGAAGAACGGGCCAAGGCCGCGGAUCGGUUGCCCAACCUCUCCAGCCCCUCAGCCGAGGGGCCCCCAGGUCCCCCUCCUGGCGCCGCCCCUCGGAAGAAGACCCAGGAGAAAGAUGAAGACAUGCUGUUCGCCUUAUGAGUGCUGGGCCUGGCUCCACAAUCCAGAGCCCCGCUGCUCCCGCACCCCGCGGCUGGGGCCUCUUUUCCCUCCUUCGGUGUUUAGGCUGCUGUAGGGGGUAGCUGUCCCCUUCUUCUCUCUUUGAUGGAGCUGACCCAGCUGCAGCCAGGCCAUGCUGCCUAGGGAGUGGGGAGGCAGCUGGAGGAAUCGGGGACGGGUCCGUUCUCCAUUGGGCAUCUGCCUCUUUCCCUACCCCAACCGACCACUACGACUUUGCUGAGAACUGGGAGACCCCGUGACAGGCUGGCUGCUUGGAUGCCCUGGUGUGACUCUUCCCCUGUCCUGGGUGACCACCUCCAUGAGCACAUCCCCCGAGGAGCCCUCUGCUGGGCCCACACUGCCAGGCAAGGACUUGCUGGGGGCUGGGGCCCGGAGAAGCCCUUUGCUGAAGCCUCUGGGUCAUCCCCUGGCCCCUGCCUCAUGGACCCCUGAGGCUUCGGCUGGCUAGUGAGGGCCGGCUGUGGUGGCCUCUUCGGAGCUGCACGCUUCCAGGUACAAGGCUGCACGUGCUGGAGGCGAGACCAGACCAGCCCCAGGCUGCAAGCUGAGGCUUCGGGGAUGCCUGGAGCACCCUUGGCCUUUGCCGCCACCUCCUCUGCCUUUUUCAUCCAUCUCUCUGUUCCUCCCAGACAGGCCUCCACCAGGCACUGGGGCCCACGUGUUCUUGAUCCCCUUGUCCUGGGAGACGUGCCUUUUGUACCCCCAAUUAAAGGUAGAAAGCCAGCCUGCUGGCAGCAGCGUU